AUGACAGUAACUUUAAUUAAGUUUGAUGACGUAGAGUUAAUUGGAUCUAGCUAUCAAUCAUGGCCAUCCUUUUGUAUAUGGGUAUCCUUAGAGAUAUCAAACCACAAACUUCAGGUUGUGGAAGUUUCAACCUCCAAGACUGGCAAGCAUGGGCAUGCUAAAUGCCACUUUGUUGGAAUUGACAUUUUCACUGGAAAGAAGCUUGAAGAUAUUGUUCCAUCUUCACACAACUGUGAUGUUCCCCAUGUUAACCGCACAGAUUACCAGCUCAUUGACAUCUCUGAAGAUGGAUUUGUGAGUCUGCUAACUGAGAAUGGCAACACUAAGGAUGACCUCAAGCUUCCAACAGUUUUCACUGAAUUAUGCCAGAUCAAGGAUGGAUUUGCUGACGGCAAGGACCUAGUUGUGAGUGUGAUGUCUGUCAUGGUAGAAGAGCAGAUCUGUGCUCUCAAGGAUAUUGGGCCCAAGAGUUAGAUUAUUUCAGUGUCAAGUUUAGACACUCUGAACCAACUUGUUGCAAAAUUUGUUGUCCCAAAUUUCUCUUUAUUUGAAUAACUCCAAAAAUAGUUAGGCAAGUUUGGAAUGUCGUUCUGUGUUGUGUCUGGUUGUAAACUUAUUGUAUUUCGCUUUCAAUUGAGUCAUUUUUAGAAUUUGGUC
Ipomoea triloba (trilobed morning glory) is the source of this 657-nucleotide messenger RNA. RefSeq names its product eukaryotic translation initiation factor 5A-5-like. Lineage: Eukaryota; Viridiplantae; Streptophyta; Magnoliopsida; Solanales; Convolvulaceae. The coding region runs from base 1 to 474 and encodes 157 amino acids. Gene Ontology annotation, molecular function: RNA binding; translation elongation factor activity; ribosome binding. The record is from RefSeq and is a predicted model, not a curated record. The transcript has 5 exons. Gene Ontology annotation, biological process: positive regulation of translational termination; positive regulation of translational elongation.